This is a messenger RNA of Medioppia subpectinata, 741 nucleotides long. The record is from the annotation of a GenBank genome assembly. NCBI's taxonomy places the organism in Eukaryota, Metazoa, Arthropoda, Arachnida, Sarcoptiformes, Oppiidae.
AUGUAUGAGUACUUUGUGUUGAUCUUAGGCUUAGAUAACGCCGGAAAGACCACAUUUCUGGAGCAGUCGAAGACACAACUGAACCAUCAGUACAGAGGCGUCGCCCUCACGAAGAUCACGGCCACCGUUGGCCUCAACAUCGGCCGCAUUCACACCAAUGGUAUUGUACUUAACUUUUGGGAUUUGGGCGGACAGACAGAGUUGCAGACCCUCUGGGAUAAGGUUUGUGUCCACACAUUGUCGCCCAAAUUGGUUCCCUAUUUAAUGAACUUCUUGUUCCCGCGAACGGCCAGUAUUUCGCCGAAUCCCAUGCAGUCCUGUAUGUCAUCGACUCUUCAGAUCGCGAAAGACUCGACGACUCGAAGCAAGCCUUUGACACUGAAUGGCGUUCCGCUGCUUCUUGUGGCCAACAAACAGGACAUUCCAGAAUCGCUUUCGUUGUCCCGAAUUAAAGAAGUAUUUUUAAGCGAUCGUCAAUUGAUUGGUCAAAGAGAUUGCCAUUCGGUGGCCGUUUCGGCCCUCAAAGGUGAUGGUGUGAACGAGUGUAUAGAGUGGACGGUUGGGGCCAUUAAGAGGAAUAUCACGAAUAGACCCCCGAAUACCACAGAAGAAUAACAAGAAUUUUUUGGUGAAUUAUUUUAUAAAUAUAUUGUAUAUUUGAAUCACAUUUUUAUUCUAAUGUUUUAACUUUAAUAAAAAUAUAUAAUUAUAUGACUAAUAAAGAUAGCAAUUAUUUUUUCA